CUUGAACUGAGCUCGUGUCGCUCGCCAAAUUUGUGGAAAGUGACGCGAACGAUAAUAAUAAAGAAAUGAUCGGGGUUUAUUUGAACAUAGUCCAAAGUGAAAAAUAGCACGCCAUUAUGUGUUACGACGAAUCAUGACGUAAAUCGCAACAAACGAAUUUGGUUAACAACCAAUCCGACUGGUAAAUACAAACAGCUGACAAACUGUCAGGUUUGUUUACAGUAUCAUUCCAAUUUGACUUUGUGUAGCGAUGUAUCAUUAACUUUCCGAUAUUUUUGGCAGCGAUUAGACUCUGUUUUAGGUAUCAGCGGCCAGGUUAAAUUCUGUUUUAGUUUUUUUUUUAAAUUAUGGAGGGUAUUCGAUGCGGUCAGUGCGUGUUUUAUAACGAUUUCGAUUCGGCCAAUUUGUCCAGGGUCGAGUUCGUCACUCAGCAGGAAUUGGCGUUACUCAAGCUCACCCCCGGCCCGACACACGAUAAAUUUGAAGUACCGGACGCGGAGUUUAAUAUUUGGACGAGACCGGACUGCGACGGAACCGAGUUCGAAAAUGGCAACAGGACGUGGUUUUAUUUCGGAAUUAAAGCUUGCGAACCGGCAUUGAAUGUCCGGUUGAAUAUGGUAGACCUUAACCGCCAGGGAAAGAUGUACAGCCAGGGCAUGGCUCCGGUUUUCAGAAUUCUGCCCGGCAAACCCAAAUGGGAAAGGAUACACGACAAACCCACUUACAACCUAAGCGACGAUAUUUUCACGUUAUCCUUCAAAUACCGCACUCCGGACAACCCGGAGUGCUGCACCUAUUUCGCGUUCACAUACCCCUUCUCUUAUGUCGAUUUGCAAAAGUUGCUGGUCAAUAUAGACCACAAGUACCUGGCGAUCCAGCCCAUAGGCGAGGACGACAUUUAUUACGUCAGGGAGACUGUGUGCAAGUCUCUGGAGGGCAGAAACGUGGACCUGAUCACGAUAUCGUCCUACCAUGGGAUCACUGCGGAACGCGAGGAGCGUUUGCGGGGCCUGUUCCCCGACAAAAACGUCCCCAGGCCCCACAAAUUCGUCGGCAAAAAGGUUAUAUUUGUUUCUGCCCGGGUUCAUCCCGGCGAGACGCCCUCGUCGUUCGUUUUCAACGGCCUGCUGAAUCUCCUGCUGUGCAGGGACGACCUUCAGGCGCAGUACCUGCGCAAGUUUUACGUGUUCAAACUAGUACCCUUUCUGAACCCUGACGGGGUUGCUCGGGGGCACUAUAGGACCGAUACCCGAGGCGUAAAUCUGAAUAGGAUUUAUAUGAAUCCUAGCAUCGUGGAACACCCUACGAUAUACGCCGCCAGGGCUUUAAUAAGGUACUACCACUACGGCGCCGAGCGCGACGACAAGACCACAGACGAGAGGGAUUGGUCGGGCAAGAUGACGCGCUGCGCGGACUGCAGCCGCGUCAACGAGAACAACAUGUCGACGAUGUCGCUUCGCGUGGACGGCGCCGUCGACACCCGAACGACAUCGUGGUGCUCCAAAUGGCGUAGUUUUUGCCGUCAUUGCGGUCGCAAACUCGUGCGGCACGGGGAACGGGACGAGGUCGAGUUCGAGACGGCGACGGUAGAUGGCGAUCGCGGCGACGUCAACUCGAACGAAUCCGGCCUGUUCCUUUACGUGGACAUGCACGGCCACGCCUCCAAGAAGGGCAUCUUCAUGUACGGCAACCAUUUUGCGGACGCGGACCGCAGAGUCGAGUGCAUGCUGCUGCCGAAACUGAUGGGCCUCAACAAUCACCAUUUUCAUUUUCAAGCGUGCAAUUUUACCGAGAGGAACAUGUAUCUCAGAGAUAAACGGGACGGGAUGAGCCGGGCGGGCUCGGGUCGCGUGGCAGUGCUCUCCCUCACCGGCAUCGUUAAAAGCUACACCUUGGAGUGUAACUACAACACGGGCCGCUUGGUGAACGCGUUGCCCCCUGCCACGGUGAAAGAGGCGGCGGGCAGAGCUCACGCGACCUCCCCGGUGCCGCCCAAAUACAAUCCGCAGAUAUUCGAAGAAGUUGGCAAGUCGUUGGGCGUCUCGAUCUUGGACCUGACCGGGCAGAACCCUUUUUCACGGCUGCCCAACUCCGAGUUCCACAGUCUCGCGGGAUUGAGGGAGUGGUUGAGGAGUAGCUGCGGCGAGUGCCGCGACCCGAGACCCAAGUUCACCCAGGGAAUCGCCGGCGGGGCCAGGGGUGGCAAAAAGCCGCCCAAUAGGGCGGGCCGGGCCGCCCCCUCCGUAGACCGCAAGGAAAACUUGCCGGGGUGCUCGAAACCGUCCGCGGCGAAACUGAAUCGCUCGCUGAAAGCGAAAAGCAGGAAAGAGAUGUCGCUGCGGGCGAAAAACGUCGGGCCGGCGCAAUCGGCCGACAAACUCGUCGCUUCCGGCAAGCGUUCUGCGCAGAAGGUGAAAAAUCAAGAAGGCGGCGGCGACGCGGUGCGCCUGCGGGAGAUUUGUUUCAUCAAGAGCGGCGAGGGCAAGAAGACGAUGAUCGCGAAGUACAAAAACAAAAAGGGCGGCGAGGAUUUCGACGACAGCCUGAUCGUGUCGUGGGACGCGCCCGCGUCCAAAGCGACCGUGUUUACGUCACGGAACGCGUUGCCGAGGUCGCCAUCGGAACCGAGUACCAGCAAGCAGGGCGUGUUUCGCGCGCACAACUUUUCGAAAACGGUCGCCGCUUCGUCGUCGUCGCGGGUCAAACUCAAAAAACAGUCGCUGCGCAGGUUAUCGAGCGCGGCCGAGCUGGCCAAGGCGGCGGCCUCGGCCGUCGCCGAGAAAAAGAAGAAGAAGAGGAAGCUACGGGUGAAGUGACGGCGCGAGGGAAACGUCAGUCGCGGUUUUUCAUUUCGACGAGAGCGUGAUAUUUUUUGUGAUUCGAUUUAGAUUUUAUUUAUUGCGAAAUUAAUAUACGCCCC
Messenger RNA from Cylas formicarius (sweet potato weevil), 2920 nucleotides. RefSeq names its product cytosolic carboxypeptidase-like protein 5. Gene Ontology annotation, biological process: proteolysis; protein deglutamylation. The record is from RefSeq and is a predicted model, not a curated record. Gene Ontology annotation, molecular function: metallocarboxypeptidase activity; zinc ion binding. Lineage: Eukaryota; Metazoa; Arthropoda; Insecta; Coleoptera; Brentidae. The transcript is spliced from 9 exons. Bases 348 to 2816 code for a protein of 822 amino acids.